This is a messenger RNA of Thecamonas trahens ATCC 50062, 2632 nucleotides long. RefSeq lists its product as uncharacterized. The record is from RefSeq and is a predicted model, not a curated record. Lineage: Eukaryota; Apusomonadida; Apusomonadidae. Gene Ontology annotation, molecular function: microtubule motor activity; ubiquitin-protein transferase activity; ATP binding. Bases 1 to 2154 code for a protein of 717 amino acids. The transcript has a single exon. Gene Ontology annotation, biological process: protein ubiquitination; mitotic spindle organization; microtubule-based movement.
AUGGCCGAUGAUACACACCGCCCACUCUCGUCGUCGUCGUCGUCGUCGUCGUCAUCGUCGUCAGUGCUUUCGCCCUCGUCGUCGAGGCCCAUGACGCCGCAGUCGAGGCCGAUCUCGCCGCCGUCGAGGCCGAUCUCGCCCAAUGGCGAUGCGCAGGACGGAAUCAGGGUGCUGUGCCGGAUUCGUCCGAUGAACGAUGACGAGCUGGCUAUGGGUGCAGACGAGGCCAUCGAGGUGAGCGGGAACACCGUGGCGCUGACGGUCACAUCGUACACGGCCGACGAGACCGGGACGCUGCGGCGAAGCAGGGAUCUUCGGCGCGAUGGGCGAACGUAUCCGUUCAAGUUCCACCACGUCUUCCGGCCGACCGCCACCCAGCACGAUGUGUAUGCGCUUGCUGGCGAGCCGCUCAUUGACGACGUGCUGGAGGGCAUCAAUGGCGCCAUCAUCGCGUACGGACAGACCGGCUCAGGCAAGACCCACACCAUGUUUGGGCCCGAUGGCGACGAUCCGCGGGCGGCCUACGAGUCGCUUGAUGAGUACCACAAGGGCAUUGUGCCGCGGUUGAUGGCGGAUCUCUUCCGCAGAGUCGACCUCGCCAGCGACAGCUAUUCCUUUGACGUCACAGCAUCAUACAUCGAGAUCUACAUGGAGGCGCUCUGCGACCUCCUCCAUCCGGACACCGACGGCAAGCCGUGGGAGGGCGCGGCGAGCCGGCCGAAGCUCGAGAUCCGGCAGACAUCCGAGAACGCGAUCUGGAUCAAGGGCGUAACCCAGGUCGAGGUUCGCUCUGCCGCCGAUGUCUUUGCCCUUCUCCGAGACGGCAAUCGGAACCGGCAUGUUGCGGCAACCAAGAUGAAUCGCACUUCGUCGCGCUCGCACGCCGUCUUUGUUCUCACCGUCCACAAAUCUGAGGCUGUCUCGGGCGAGCACACCAUGGCUCAGCUUUAUCUUGUCGAUCUGGCCGGCUCGGAAAAGGUCUCCAAGGCCAAGACCGACGGCAUGCGGCUGCAGGAGGCCAAGCGGAUCAACUUUUCACUCCACACCCUGGGCCGCGUCAUCGAUGCCCUCACCACCCACGCCCGCUCCAAGCGCUCGUCUCGAUCCACCCGAUCCUCGCGCCACAUCCCGUAUCGCGACUCGCAGCUCACGCGGCUUCUCUCAAAUUGCUUUGGCGGCAACGCGCGAACAAGCCUCAUCGUCAACGUCUCGCCGUCGGAUUGGAACUCGGUUGAGUCACUCUCCACCCUCAUGUUUGGUGCCCGGUCGUCGCUCAUCAGCAACGCGCCAACCGCAAACAGAUAUCACACCGUCGAGGAGUUGUCUGCCCAGCUCAAGGCCGCCAAGACACUCAUCGCAACGCUCACUGCCGAGAACGCGGCCCUCCACCAUGCACUCGCCUCCACUUCGCUCGCCCCGCGACCCCUCACUGAAGCCAUCGAGCCCGCCCGGCACCACGCCUGCCCGCCCGUCAACUCGCCAGUCGCCAGCCCAUCGUCGUCAGUUCCCAGUCAUCACGUAGCGGUAGUCGUCGCCGGCUCGCGGCAGCUCUACUUUUCGCCAGAGCAGCGCCGGCGACAGGAGUUCUUUACCUUUCUCUGCCCGCUCACCAACCAGGUCAUGACCGAUCCGGUUGUCGCCGCCGAUGGCAUCUCGUACGACCGGCUCGCGCUCGGACGCUGGCUCGAGAGCCAUACCACGUCGCCGGCCACCGGAAACGAGCUGCUGCACACCCACAUGCUGCCCAACUCCACGCUCGCCCGACUUAUCAAACUCCGGUACCCGGGCACACUCGCCCCGGCCAUCGACGCCAUCAACUGGCUACCGGCCGAGCUCAUCGAUGCCAUCAUGCGCUUUCUCGACCCGGCCUCACUCUGCGCCGCCGCCCGAGUCUCCCGCCGAUGGUACCACAUUUCAUCGGCGCAUCCAGUCUGGCGCGCACUCCUCGCGGCUGACCACGGCAUCACCCGCGACGCCGAAUACGUCUACCGCACCCGAGCCGGAGCCGCGGUCGCGCCGCGGUCACCGCCGCCGGCCGCCGGCAUGCUCGCCAAGUGGCUGUACCACGACGCGCACGUCGACGCGCUCAUCGCCGCCGGCCGGCGCGACCCGAGCACCCGCGCCCGCAACUGCGGUAUCAUGCUCCGCCGCUGAACUUCGCUCAUUCACCGAGCAGCUCCACCAGCUGGCGCGCAAAGCCCGGAUUCGGACGCGCAAUCGGACGCGCUGCGCGCACCCGCGCAAGCGCUUUCGCGUAUCCGCUCUCCAUCUUGGACCGAACCAGAAACGCAAUGAGGACCGACGACGAGCGCGAGAUGCCCUGCGCGCAGUGGACGAGUGCUGGCUGGUCAGGCGAGGCUCGGGCCAGAAACUCGCAUGCGGCGUCAAGUGCACCACCGGCAUCCAGAUCCUGGCCAACCUCGUCAUCCAGCGGGAGGUGAAGGACUGUGAUGCCCACAGCCGCAAGCGCAGCUACUGGCUUGCACUCCCGCGCAACGUUCAGAACAAACUUGAUUCCGCACGCCUCGAGAAUUUCCACUCGCGACGCGACGUACUGCGACGAGAGGAAGAGACCAGGCGCAACGUGUGACGGGAAGGCCGGCAUGACGGCCGCCACCGGCGACAACGCCGC